Messenger RNA from Gilbertella persicaria, 1452 nucleotides. Its product is annotated as acyl-CoA hydrolase. Gene Ontology annotation, cellular component: mitochondrion. Gene Ontology annotation, biological process: acyl-CoA metabolic process. Bases 1 to 1452 code for a protein of 483 amino acids. NCBI's taxonomy places the organism in Eukaryota, Fungi, Mucoromycota, Mucoromycetes, Mucorales, Choanephoraceae. The record is from RefSeq and is a predicted model, not a curated record. Gene Ontology annotation, molecular function: fatty acyl-CoA hydrolase activity. The transcript is spliced from 5 exons.
AUGUGGGUUGCUUGUCAAAGAUAUAAACAACCGCUUAAGCGAUUUGUUCAUUUGCGAAAUAUUGCAAUAAAACAAACAAAAUCAAUCGCUGUAAACAAAAGUGUCUUUUUUCAUUCUUCUGCUCAAACAUUGGAUACAAAGGAAGAUCCUCAAACGGUCUAUAGUGUAAGACCUACUGGUUUCUGGGUCGAUAAGAUUUUACAUCAUGAAUCAAAGAAACCAAUCACUUCUCCAUCCAAACCUCGUCAAUUGGUUGACCGAACAAUGAAGGAUAGUUAUAUGGAAGAAUAUCUUCCCUUCAAGUCUUCUCCCGAGCUUUUAGAAGAAUAUGUUUUCUCUGAUGGUAGAAUUCGUACUGGGAAAUUAUUAGAAGAUUUGGAUGCGCUUGCAGGUGCCAUAGCCUAUAAGCAUAUUGACAACGGAGACCCUGAUGCUUCUCCAGUCACGAUUGUUACAGCAAGCGUUGAUCGCCUGGAUUUGUUUUUACCCGAAGCAGGUGUUCAGAACUAUAAAUUAAGCGGUCAUGUCACUUAUGUUGGUAGUAGUUCUAUGGAAAUCUUUAUCAAAGCAGAGACUGUACCAGAAAAUGAAGUUGGCAAUGCUGGUAAUGGAAGGAACAUUGAGAACCCGGAGAAUCUCGGUAUCUUGAGCAAGAACACAGUGUUGGCUACAAGAUUUACCAUGGUCGCUAUCGACUCUGUAACACAAAAGCCUGUCAAGAUUAACUCUCUUAAAUUGACUUCUCCUGCUGAAGAACGACUUUUUGAAAUGGCUGAGGCCAACAAAAAAAGAAAGAAGCGUGCUGCAGAAAUUGCACUUACUCGUCAACCUCCUACACCUGAAGAACGUUUGGAUAUUCACGAUAUCUUUCUUCAAUACUCUCAAUACACCCAUGGUGAACACGGGGAUGAUUUUUUGACCGCCCGUUGUACAGACGAAAUGCAACCUUUGCCUGACAACAUGGUAUGGAUGCGUGAUACAAAGAUUGAAAGCAACUUUUUGAUGCAACCUCAAGACCGUAACAUUCACAACAAUAUCUUUGGUGGUUAUUUGAUGCGUCGUGCUUAUGAAUUAGCUUAUGCCAACACUGCUCUUUUCAUGAAGACUUCCUCACCUACUUUGUUGUCUAUGGAUGAAGUCACUUUCAGAAAGCCUGUGCAUGUCGGCACCCUGCUCAACUUGAGAUCUGGUAUUGUUUUAUCCGAAGGCUAUCCUCACCGCACAGUACAAGUACGUGUGAUUGCGGAAGUUGUGAGUAUUGAAAAGGGCACACGUGAAACAACAAAUGUGUUUCAUUUCACAUUGGCUACUGGUAGUGAAAAAGUCAAGCUUCGUCGUAUUCUUCCUAGAACCUAUGCUGAAACAAUGCUUUGGAUUGAUGCUAAACGUAGGCGUUUCCAAGGCAUUCAUGCCAGACACGCCAUGUUAGAAGCCGGUGUGAUGCAAAACUAA